AUGAGCAAUAAAGUCUACGUUGCAGGUGUCGGUAUGACCAAGUUCAUCAAACCAAGAGAUACCUAUGGCUACGAAGAAUUAGGCCUAGAAGCCUCUGCUAAAGCCCUCGUCGAUGCUGGCAUCAACUAUGACGAGGUACAACGUGCUGUCGCUGGAUACGUCUACGGUGAUUCCACCUGUGGCCAACGAGUCAUCUACCAACUGGGACUUACAGGUAUCCCAGUUUAUAAUGUCAACAAUAACUGCUCAACUGGGUCCACAGCUUUGGCAAUGGGCCGUGACUUGAUUCGUUCCGGACUAGCUGAUGUUAUACUCUGUGUUGGAUUUGAAAAAAUGGAGCGCGGAUCACUAGGAGCAAAAUUUACAGAUAGAGCUGAUCCCCUUGGCAGACUGGCAGACAAGAUGUUUGAAACUAAUGAAGCUAGCAAGGCCUCGGUUGCAUGCCAAUUCUUUGGAAAUGCAGCUGCAGAGUAUAUUGAGAAAACAAAUGGUAACCCUGAUGCAAUCCCAAUGAUUGCACAGGUUAACCAUGCUCACUCUGUCAAUAACCCUUACUCUCAAUUCCAAGACGUGUACACCCUCGAGCAAAUCAAAAACUCACCCAAGGUCCAUAAAAUCUCUACUAAACUUACCUGCUGUCCUACCUCUGAUGGUGCUGCCGCUGCUGUUUUAAUUUCUGAAAAGUACCUCCAGUCACACCCUGAUUUGCAGAGCCAGGCAAUUGAGAUUGCAGCACAAUCUCUCCAUACUGAUGUACACAAUGUAUUUGAUGGUAGCUCUGUAUCUCUUAUUGGCGAUGGCAUGACCCGUUUGGCAGUCAACGAAGUUUACAAAACUGCAAACAUCACCCCUGAUGAUGUUCAAGUGGUCGAGCUUCACGACUGCUUUGCAGCAAAUGAACUUGUUGUUUUAGAUGCCUUGGGAUUAUCAAAGCCAGGUAAGGCCUGUGAGUUGGUUGAGAAAGGUGACAUCACAUACGGCGGCAAAUAUGUGGUCAACCCAUCCGGUGGGUUAAUCUCCAAGGGCCACCCUCUGGGAGCUACUGGUCUUGCACAGUGUGCUGAGUUGUGCUGGCACUUGCGUGGGUGGACCACUAACCGUGCUGUUCCUCACACACGGUACUGUCUGCAACACAAUCUGGGGCUGGGUGGAGCCGUGGUUGUUACUUUAUACAAGCGUGCAGACGGUAAGGAAGCUCCUGUGAAUCCUGCAGUGAAGAACGAUGGUCGUGCCAGACUCGGGUACAAUCCAGCAGUGGAGGUUCGGCAUUUGACUCGGGAACAGUUUGAAGCAGCUGCGUCCCACAAGGCUUCAGAUAAGUUUUCGUAUGGCGGUAAUAAACUAGUUCCAGCCUAUACUUCUUCCAAGCUUUAA
Magnusiomyces paraingens is the source of this 1374-nucleotide messenger RNA. RefSeq lists its product as uncharacterized. The transcript has a single exon. The record is from RefSeq and is a predicted model, not a curated record. NCBI's taxonomy places the organism in Eukaryota, Fungi, Ascomycota, Dipodascomycetes, Dipodascales, Dipodascaceae. Gene Ontology annotation, molecular function: acyltransferase activity, transferring groups other than amino-acyl groups. The coding region runs from base 1 to 1374 and encodes 457 amino acids.